This is a messenger RNA of Styela clava, 2030 nucleotides long. The record is from RefSeq and is a predicted model, not a curated record. NCBI's taxonomy places the organism in Eukaryota, Metazoa, Chordata, Ascidiacea, Stolidobranchia, Styelidae.
AAUACAGAAAAAAAGAAAGAAGAGAAAGAAAAACAAAAAAGAAAAAGUGAGAAAGAUGCUGACAAAAGAAGGCAGCAAUUGUUAGAAGAAGCAAAAAUUAAGCAUCGUGCAGAAAUGAAAAAGAAGCAUAAUGAAGAAAUGAAGAUUGAGAACAAUAAACAAAAGCAGAAAAAGGAAAAUGAGAAAGCUGUUGAAAAAUGGAUGGACCGAAGAAGUCAAAAAUGGGUGGAAGAUCGAAAGAAAGAACAAAAAGAAAAAAGUAAAUUGCAGAAAAAAGAUGAGAAGGAUAAAAAGGAAGCUGCUGAAGAAGCUGAGGAACGAUAUAAAACAUGGAGGGAACGUAAGGAUAAUCAACUGAAAGCCUCAAUGAGAGAAAGUAAAAUGAAAGAAAGAAGGGAAAGAUAUCACAUAGAAGAAGAUGAAGAAAAUUUGCAACCACCGUGGAGUCCACCGAACAAAGUUAUACCAAGGAGACGAUGAUGAAAUGUGAAUGAUCGUGCAGCACAUUACGCAGAUUUAUGAUGGGGAUAUAAUUUAUGUUUUACCCACUGUGAGCCAUCAAAGCAUUCCAAAACAGAAUUUUAAGAGACAAAAAUAUGGCUUUUUUAAAUUCAAAGCAUGAGGAACGAUUUUCAUAUUUUCACACAUCGUUGUGAAUCAAUUAUUAUUUUUAUUUUUACAACAGUUUUAAAUGUUUUUACCUGUAUUAUGAAUUUACAAAUGAAUAAUGGUGCAUUCGCUGGUAUUUGAUCUGUUCUAGGGUACAUUAUCUACUAUUCAUUUUUUCUCAAUAUAACUAAUUAUUGCAUCAAUCAAAAUCAUUCAAAAAGUUCACACAUUUGUCAGCAUUGGUUGUGAAAGUUUGCUUGGUAAUGCUGAGAGAGGGAGAGAAAUGUCACAUUCAUUGUUAAUUUCCCAAAGGCUGAUAGAUUUCUCUGAUAUAGAAUGAAAAAGUUAUUCUAAUUGGGAUUGAGAUUUACCAAAAUUCCAAAGAAAAUGUUUGCUGCUAACCCUAUUUUCGAUAUUUUGCUGGAAUCCUAAAAUUCUUCACAAAUGUAGGUAUUUUAGCAGAAAAUUCACAUAUUCAUAUCUACUCUAUACUCGUUAAAACUUUGAAUUUUUAUCACGAGAUUUCAUAUGAAACUUUAGUACUACUGUACUUUAUAAUAUACAAUUUCCUAUAUUGUGUGGUGGGUGAUUCAUUCUUCAUCAAACGGUUUGUGGGAUUUUCCAGAUAACAAAUUAAUAUCAGAUGUAUUGUUUCAGGUUGGUUUUGGGCUCAGCACAAUACAAAUAAACCUUCAUUUCCUGCCUGGGGAUAGAAAAAUGUCACUUUCGAGUCUUGAAACGAUGUUGACUCAAAUGUCUGAGUGUCUAAACCUAGACUCUAGAGCAGGGUCGUCCAACCUUUUUGGCUGAAGGGCCACAUGAAAUUCACUAUUAAUUGCGCGGGCCACUUAACAUGGUAGUUAUAUGCUAAUUUUGCUACACUGACUACAGGUUAAUGAAAAAACAAACAAAACCGUCACACCGAACUUUCAUCACAACUAUAAGAACAAUAAAAAAAACGAUGAUACAGUAAAGUUAACAAGUUUUUUCUGCACUUAAUGAAGUUUGUCAAUAUUCGCUAACAAGUUUGUCAAUAUUCGGUGCGAUGGACGAUGUAGCAUGGCGAAGAGAAUUUUCCAUAUGACUGUCAGAAAUUAGUGAUCUCACGGGGGAUUUGACAUGGUUCAUCUGUGAAAAGCUUUGAGGUCAUGGAAACUGCCAUUCUGUGAAUCCCCUGAAUGUUUUCUUUAGAGACGUUUUUGAUUCAAAAUGGCACUCGUGGCUCGUUUGAAAGGGCUAUAGCCGAGCGCAUUUCAAGAAAAUGAACAAAUAGUUUGUGUCACAUCUUUGUAUACUACUUCACUCAAAAAAUAGAAGUUUUACUCAAUUUUUUUUAUUCAAUUUUGAAUAUACAGCGAGGGCCACUCGAAACUGCUCCGCGGGCCACGGGUUGGACGACCCUGCUCUAGAGCAACAUUUUA